Nicrophorus vespilloides is the source of this 3126-nucleotide messenger RNA. RefSeq names its product RNA exonuclease 1 homolog. Gene Ontology annotation, cellular component: nucleus. Lineage: Eukaryota; Metazoa; Arthropoda; Insecta; Coleoptera; Silphidae. The transcript has a single exon. The record is from RefSeq and is a predicted model, not a curated record. Gene Ontology annotation, molecular function: exonuclease activity; nucleic acid binding. Bases 233 to 2983 code for a protein of 916 amino acids.
CUCAUAGCGCACGAGUUGUUAAACUUUAUACUUAUAAGUGAAACUUUUCAAAUAAAGCGCGCAUAAUUAUUGAUGGUACAAUUAUAGUCGAUACUGCAGAUUCUACAUUUACCGGUUAUACCUGAGUAUGACAUCAAGUGUCAUGGGGGAAUUAUCAUAGAAUUUGAGGUUAUAAUUAGUUUUCUGGGGGCCCCGUACGUAACAACAGUUUUAAGUUAUUUAAGUUUGUGUUAUGUUGCCGACGACGGGAUAUUUUAAAGAUAUCGAUUGUCCAUAUUAUGAUUCCGUGUGUGGACGGCCCUAUUGCCAUUUCCGGCACCGGAAAAAGAACGAACAGGAAACGGCGAAUAAGCAAACCGCAAAAGCAAGUAGUCAGGUGCCUACAUACAAACCAACACCAAAAAGUGAAUUGGCAAAUUCCACUAAAAGCCAUAUACCCAUUAGCUAUGUACCAGAUCUGGUGGUGAGAUCUGACAGACCAUUCAGGCCUGUACGUUCCUUUUCCAUUGAAAAACCUACAUAUAAACCAACCCCACUGAGUGUUUUAGCAACAACAAAUACUACAACCAGCCUCUGUGACUAUAACCCCCCCGAUAGUGACAAAGAUGAAGAUAAUAAGGCUGAAGAUGAAGCAAACAUAGACAAGCCUGUUGAUACAGUCCCAGAAUCAUUGCCUGAACACAAAGAAACUACUAGUUCAGAGAAAAGCAAUGACACUUGUGAUAAUGAGAAAGUUAAUGUGGAUGAUAAGGAAAAAGUAAAGUGCGAUCAAACAGAGAAGAGAAGUGAGAAAAAGAAAAAUGAGGAGAGCCACAGGAAAGAUAAGUAUGGUCGAAGCAGUAGUAGUCACAGCAAAAGUAAACAUCGGGACAAAGAGAAAAGUAGCAGUUCAAGUAGUAGCAGUAGUAAAGAUAAGAAAAAGGAAAAAGAAGACAGCAAGAAAGAACACAGAAGACACAGUGAUGAUAAAAAACACAAAAGCAAACAUAGAGAAAAGGAUGAUAAAAAAUCUGACAAAGAAAAGAAAAGAAGUAGAGAUGAUGACAAUAAAAAGAAUAAAGAUAGUAAACACAGGGAAAAGCAUAGCAAUAAAAAGGAAGUAGUAUUUGAAAAGAAAAAAGAAACUGAAACUGUUUUUGAAGACCUGCCAGAUGAUGAUUAUGACGACGAUUUGUCAAUUGAAGCAGAGUGUUUAAGAAUAUUUACAGAAUACAAGCCUACCCAGCCCGAAAUAUUUCCGGAGUCUUCAAAGCCCAUCGCUAAGGAUGAAACAGAAUACGAACCGUACAUUCCGACGUCGAAAAAACGAAUUGCUUAUGGUAAUGCAGAGCAAUCGACUUCCACGAGACCAACACAUAGACCCAAAAAUAUUGCGAAUGCAGCAAACGUUAUGGCUAACCGUUUCAAAAUGGCAAGACAAUCUCAGGCUAAUAAUGAACAAAAUAACAUUAUUAAUGAAAUGAAAACCACUGCAUUGAGGCGACCCAUGGAAACUGCAGCGAAGGAUGCACCGCCAAAGAAAAUUGCAAAAAUUGAACCAACUCCGGAAUCUAAUGGACAAUGUUUGAUCGAUGAUAUUUUAUCGGGAAAAUCAACUGCAUCGAAGCCAAGGAGGAUUGCUCCAGUACAAAAUGUAAUGUCCAUACAAAGAGCGAAAGCUAAAUUGGAUGAAAUUGCAAAGCAGAAGGCUGUCGCAUCGUUUAAAACGGUAUCGCAUACAAUUGGUAAAGGCUCAAAGAGAGUAGCGCAUGUACCGGAAGCUUCGCUUAAUGAUUUACCUGAUGUUAUACAUGCAGACCGCUCUAAAUUGCCAGUAAACGUACGUUCAAGAUAUUUAACAAUGUUUGGGGAAGAAUGUGUUAAAUUAUAUGUAUCAAAAGAGGACGCCUAUCAAAGAGCGUUAAAUGAAGAACUGAAAUGCUAUGAGCGGUGUUCCACUCUGGCGACAUAUAGAAAUUCGGCAAUGUUGUCAGUAAAUAGGGUAAAGAAGGAGCUGCAGGAAAGAGAUAAAAAUGGUCUAGGACCAAUACAAAGUGACGAAUCAAGCAAUAAAGAAGAGGAUGGGCCCAUGCAUGGUAGACGAUUCUAUCAGAGCAUAACUCCUUUUAUAUUGACUGAAGAAGAUUUAACUCUUCAUGGGUAUCCAAGAGAAGGUGAUAUACCAGGAAACGCUGUGAUCAACAAAGAGCAGAAAUCUAGUGCCUACGAUAAUAUAGGAGAAAACGAGAGAGUGUGUUGUAGAUGUCAUAAAUUAUAUUUUAUUGAUGACGAUGGUUUCCCAGUUACUGAAGAAGAGUGCAAUUACCAUCCAUUGAGAAAACGAACAUUACGCGGAGAGCGAAAAUAUUUGUGUUGCAAAAGCACGGAUGAUAUUGGAUGCAUGAUAUCCAAUACUCACGUAAGUGAAGCUUCUACGGACAGAGAACUGGAAGGCUACCAAUCCACAAUGCAGCCAGAUAGCGAAAACGACCCCAGAAGCAUCGGGGUUUAUGCAUUGGAUUGCGAGAUGUGCUACACCACCAAAGGACUCGAAUUGACGAGAGUGACGAUUGUCGAUACGCAUUUACGUACCGUCUACGAAUCAUUUGUGAAGCCGCUGAAUCCGAUCAUCGAUUAUAAUACUCGCUUUUCUGGAAUAACCAAGGAUCAGAUGGACAAGACCAGUACCAGUAUCUUGCAGGUUCAAGCCAAUAUUUUGCAUCUGUGCAAUUCAAAAACCAUCCUCAUCGGACAUUCUCUGGAAUCGGAUAUGAAGGCGUUGAAGAUAAUACACAGCACCAUCAUCGAUACGUCCGUCAUGUUUCCGCACAAAUUCGGCCUUCCUCAUAAAAGAGCGCUUCGCGUUUUGGCCAGUGAAUAUUUAAAGAAAAUUAUACAGAACGACGUCGGAGGCCACGACAGUGCAGAGGAUGCACUUUCUUGCAUGGAAUUACUCAUUUGGCGAGUGAAGGAGGACGCCAAACUGAAGGGCAUCAAAGUAUAAUACUUAUGUGUAUUAAUAAUUAAUACUUUAUGUUAACUUAAAUUAUUUUACUGUGUAAAGAACAAAUAAAAUAAAUAUUAUUUUUAAUAGUAACUUUUGUAUGAUCAUUUCAACUAACAGAACAGAAGAUUCAUAAUCAAUUU